This is a messenger RNA of Aedes aegypti (yellow fever mosquito), 3245 nucleotides long. It is a transcript of the gene Sou, whose product is annotated as protein RMD5 homolog A. Lineage: Eukaryota; Metazoa; Arthropoda; Insecta; Diptera; Culicidae. The coding region runs from base 730 to 1926 and encodes 398 amino acids. Gene Ontology annotation, biological process: proteasome-mediated ubiquitin-dependent protein catabolic process. Gene Ontology annotation, molecular function: protein binding; ubiquitin protein ligase activity. The transcript has 4 exons. Gene Ontology annotation, cellular component: cytoplasm; GID complex; nucleus. The record is from RefSeq and is a predicted model, not a curated record.
AGCAUCGCAAUCGAUGAUCGUUAUUUUCGACGUCGUCUUCGCGAAGGAAGCAAAGAGGUUGUAAGUUUUGAGCAUUAUCAUUUUGGUGCGCGGUUUCUCGAAGCAUUUAAAUGCGUGAAAAGUUGUAGAUUUUACAACGAAAAGUCUGUGAGUUCGAUGGUGAAGUAUAUGAAACUGUAAUCGAAGUGAAAUCGAAGUGUUUAGCCAGUGGAAUAGGUGCGAAUCUUUGGGAGUUUUGUAACUCGUCUCGAGAGUGCACGGGAUUGUGAAAAGAUGGAUGCGAACCAUUAGUAAAGAGAGUGGCCUUUUUUCGUCGUGUGUCUGUGGAGCGAAAAACGAGAUUUACGUUUGGGGUUUGAAGAGUUUCCUGGGGUUUACCUGGAUUUCAUAAAGAUUGGUGGCUGCUGAAUGGUUGAGAUUGAGUAAAUUCUCAAGUGAAAGUGCAUCCUUUGUUGUCUGGCUGUUUUCUUUUUUUUUACCAAUCCGUCAUCAAAGUCUGGAAAAGAGAGGUGAUUGACAGCCAAAAGAAGAAAAAUCCGCUGCUUGAGGAAGAAGAUUGCGACGAUCAGCAUCAUCAUCAUCAUAAUCAUCACCUUCAGUGUGAAAUCAAAACAAAGGCAUCUUCUUUCGGCUCUUAUUGGUGCUGUUGUUUGCUCGAGUGUGUGGGAGGAGGAUUUGCUGUUCUGGGAAGCAGCUGAUACAAAAACAAACGCCAGAAAGCGAGCGAGAAUGGAAUCUUGCGCCGCAGUCGAGAAAGAAGUCGAUAAAGUGAUAACGAAAUUUUCCGCCAUCAAUGAUCACUCGCAGCGCAUCAUUGGCGAUGUUAUCGUCCUGAUUGAGAAGCUGCGUUCGUCUAUCGAGGAAGUGCCAGCAGACGAACAGCUCACACCCGGUCAGAUAGACGUCCUGAACGAUGCGAUUGCCAAAACCAAAGACAAACUGCAGCGCCUGACCACGGAGCACCGGGAUCUGCACGGCACCGUCAGCAAGGUGGGCAAAGCGAUCGACCGUAACUUCGUAGCGGACUUCACUGCCACUUCGCGGAAUGACGUUUUCCAAACGGAGCGAAACGUGACCUUGCUGAACAAAAUUAUGGCGCAGCAUUUCUACCGCCAGGGAAUGGACGAUGUGGCGCAUGCACUGAUCAAGGAAUCUGGCCUGCCCGCCGAGGAAAUCACACCGGAGCCGUAUGCCGAGCUGCACCGGAUAUGGGAAGCGAUCCACAAUCACAAUCUGGCACCGGCUCUCGAAUGGGCUGCCCGUUACUCGAGCAAAUUGGAUGCUCGCAACAGCAGCCUGGAGUUCAAACUGCACCGGUUGGCAUUCAUGCAGAUUCUGAACGGAGGAACCCACGCCCAGACCGAAGCGAUCACCUAUGCCCGAACCAAUUUCUCCAAGUUUGUCGAGCGCUUCGAGAAAGAAAUCCAAAUACUGAUGGGAACGUUGAUCUACCUCCCGAUUGGAGUUCAAAACUCACCGUACAAGUAUUUGACCGCGCCGGAAAUGUGGAUCGAAGCCGCUGAUGUGUUCCUAAAGGAUGCCUGCUCCCUGCUGGGCAUCAACAAAGAUUCGCCCCUGUCGGUGAUUGUGAACGCCGGAUGCACCGCCUUGCCGGCGUUACUCAAUCUCAAACAGGUCAUGAUGUCCCGUCAGGUGACCGGCAUCUGGAGCGGUCGUGACGAACUGCCGAUUGAAAUCGAUCUCGACCCGGAAAACCGAUUCCACUCGAUCUUCGCCUGUCCGAUUCUGCGGCAGCAGAGCUCCGACGACAAUCCGCCGAUGAAACUGAUUUGCGGUCACGUCAUUUCGCGUGAUGCCCUGAGCAAGCUGAGCAACGGGCCAAUAAUGAACAAUACUUUCAGAUUGAAGUGUCCCUACUGCCCGAUGGAGCAAUGCCCGUCCGAGGCGAAGCUGAUCUACUUCUAACCAGGUGGACCUGCACGGAGGCAGGCCCCCAAGCGCUGCUACGAACUGAACUGCUGACUGGCCGGUGUGAGCAUCUCUAUACUCUUUAUAUAUACACAUGAAGGUGGUAUAACAGCAACGGCGAAAUAUUAUUUGAAUCCAGUUUUUUUUAUUGAUUACGAACUUCACCUUUCCAUUACGACACACUCAUCACAUCGCAAUAGAAGAAAAGUCAGUCAUCUACCCAAUGAUUGGGUUGAAACUUCAGGAAGAUCGUCUACAUUUUAUGAAAAGCUGUAAGCAUGCGAAUCAGUUUUUUUACUAAACGUAGAUGAUCUUAAGCCAAACACGUGAACCCGUUCAGAAAUAGUUAAACUACAUUUAUCCAACAUUUUCAAAUCGAAAUGACGAAAAGUUUUCAACUUCAAUUAGAUCAAGAUUAUAAAAAUCAAAUAUAGUUAUCUAUAUACUUGGGAUGACAGGAUUCGAUUAGGGCUGCAAUAUGAUGAAAUGAGAAGAAACAAGAAAAUGUUCAAUUAUGCAAAGCUUCCCUGAAGAAUAGGGGUCGAUACGGAAUGUAGCAUAUUGAUGAAAUAAGCAGCGAAUUUAAAUGUACUUUACUGAAAUAUCACGAAACAACUAUUGCUUCAGUGAGAUCAUCCUAUCAUUUAUCAUUAAUGUUUUUUUCUCAUUGUUACAAACGUAAAUUCAUUGCGUGGUAGAAUACGAUUUACAGCAUUCAUCGAACAGGCGAGAGGCGCAAGCCGUAAGAACAGAUAGUUUUAUUUUACUCCUAUUUUGUUUGUUUUUGUUUGAUAAUAGAUUCUACGAUUAUGAAAAUGAUUAUAUUAUCUCGUUAAUGCGUUUCUUUUUUUCUCUUGUAACGUCAUCACCGGCGUAUCCAUAUUGAAAGUGUGAAUGUUUGUGUGACAACAGUGUCCGAAAGGGUGUAGGUAUUAGGAAAAUUAAGUAAGAAUUUUAAAAUGUGACGAAAAAAAUACGUUAGAAGGCGUUAAAUUAACUUGAAUUGCAGUUUCUAAUUCGUUUGAGGAUAUAACAAGAUUAAUAUGCAUAAACAAUUAGCGUCAAAUAAAAGUCCCAAAACUUAUGAAAUUAUACACAUUUUUACACUGAACACAGAUUGAAUCCGGUAUCUACUGUAUGACGCACGAUGAAAGUGUAUGAACGCAACCAGAGCAGGGAACGAUUUUGAAUCAUCCCGGUAUAAGAUGUCUUCGCUAGGAAACAGAACGAACUUGUACAUAGGAAACUUAUGAUGAUUAACGGCAAAAUAUAUGCGAAAAAGUGAAUAAAAACAAAGACGUAGUGCUACGUCAAAA